Messenger RNA from Geodia barretti, 1341 nucleotides. NCBI's taxonomy places the organism in Eukaryota, Metazoa, Porifera, Demospongiae, Tetractinellida, Geodiidae. The record is from the annotation of a GenBank genome assembly.
AUGUCCGGUCAACUUGUAAAGAUCGGGGACGAGCGCUUCUCGAUCAAAGAGAUACCAUCUAGCGGCACCGCACUUGUCCUGAAGAAAAAGGACAUGAUUCUUGGAUCAGUCGAUCUUCCUGCAUUGGUUUCCGACUUGGGUCGAGUGGGGAAUUGCGUCCGAAUCGCAUACAAUGGAGUUGCAGGCUACACCAAGCUACAGAUCGAAAUACGACAAAUUGGUGUCGAUGUGACUAAGCUCUGCGAUAAGUCCGCCGUGACAGUGGCGAGCUUCAAGGGGGCCUCCGAAAGCGUUCUCGGUCGUCUCAAAAGUACGUACGGGUUUCUUCUUAGUGGCUUUGAGAAAAUGGCUCUGGUAACCCUCAAAGCCGUUACGCAAGUGGCGAAGGAGAUGUCUUCUGCUGCCGAUGAGCUCCACAAAGAAUUCGAUGAACAAUCGAAACGAGUCGAAAAGGCUCUUAGCUCAACGAUGGAGACCAAAGGAUCGGAAGAAGAUAGGAAAAAACAAAAAGCGGAAGAGUCGGCGAAGCUGCAAGUUGACAAAGCCAAGGCGGUGGAAGAUAAAAAAACGGCCGAACAAGACUUCGAAUUAUACGAAGAAAAAUAUCAAGCAGCUGAAACGAAGCAAACGUCUUACGAGGCGAGCAGUCAAAACGUUUUAAAGAGGGUUGCCAAUGCCUUUUUAUCGCCCAUUACCGGUGGCAACGUUUUUGACACUGAAGGAGACGUAAGGCGGGCUCAGGAGGCACGUGAAGAAAAGUUACGACAUCUUGAAGAAAUGAGCAAGAAGAGACAAGCGCGUAGUAACGCACUGAAAGAUAUCGCCGAGUUUGCGAAGAAACUCGAACAGUGUAAAGACGACAGCGAACUAGCCGAUGUUGCUAUAGACGCCCUUCACAGCGCCAUUGGAGGUUUACAAAAGCUUUCUGCAACGAUGAUGAAGGCAGCCCUGUUCUGGAAACAGGUGCAAGUGCACUGCGAACGGUUGGCUCAAGAGAGGAUGACGGAGUGGGUUGAAACCGCAAUGACGAUGGAGAAGAAAGACCGGCUGGCAUUUUGGGAAGAUCCCACAUUUCAAGAAGAGGCGAUCGGUUACUACGCUGAGUGGGUUGCCCUAGAUGACGUUUGCGGGAUCUAUAUGCAGAAAAUCAAGGAGACGCAGAAGGAUCUCUAUGGCUAUCUCACUGAGAAUCCAACACUAGCUCAAGCUAGGAGCAAUGUUCGUAACCUAGCUACCAAGUUUCUCAAGGAAAUAGCUGCUGAGGAAAAAGCCAUUGCCGCAAAAGAAUCUGCUUCGCAAGAAGAAAAGAAAAAAAUUGAGACCGAAGUGAAAAAUAAUUAA